This is a messenger RNA of Racocetra fulgida, 305 nucleotides long. Lineage: Eukaryota; Fungi; Glomeromycota; Glomeromycetes; Diversisporales; Gigasporaceae. The record is from the annotation of a GenBank genome assembly.
GAGAAAUAUUUGUGAGAAGGUUCAUUAGAACCUAUCAACCCGAAUCAUUUAUCGCACCAACUUUAACCAAAUAUCAAGAGAAAUUAAAAGAUUUUGGAAUAAAAAUUGGUAGUUAUCCAAAAUUGACUAGGGAUAAGGCUUGGGUUGUAGUUAGUCUUUUGGCUAGAGAAACCAGUCCACAAGUUGUAGAAAAAAUUGAACAGGCAGCAAAAGAAAUAGCAGAAAAAAUUGAUGGUUUAAUUAUUGAAGAUUCAGAAGGUGAAAUUACCGGAUUGGAAAAAACUAAUAAGAUUAGUAAGCUUUAG